This is a messenger RNA of Scatophagus argus, 1215 nucleotides long. RefSeq lists its product as uncharacterized. Bases 171 to 671 code for a protein of 166 amino acids. The transcript has 4 exons. The record is from RefSeq and is a predicted model, not a curated record. Lineage: Eukaryota; Metazoa; Chordata; Actinopteri; Scatophagidae.
UGGGUUUUGUGCAUGUGUGUGUGUAUGCAUGUGGAUGCAUGCUUGUGUGCAGCAGGGGUGUGUGUGUUUUCCUCUCUCUCUCUGCCUUUCUGCCUGUCAUUGCCUUCUGUUGGGACUCUUGGGAAGCUUUGCCGUAGAGGAGCUACAAACCAACAGGUGCUGCUCUCAUCAUGACCCCCAAACUGAGCGUGCUGCUGCUUUUGCUGGCUGUUGCCGCGGUAACGGUGCUGGCCCAGAGGCGACGCCCGGCUUCGACCACCACCACCACCGAUGAGUGGAACUACAGGGAUGGCUCUGAUAGGGUGAACAUGCGAGGCGUGUCCAACCUGACUCAGGUCCUGGACAACUGGAGGUUCGACAUCCUGAACCAGAUGAAAGGACUCCUGCAGAACGACCACCAGUCGCUCCUGCCGGACUACGCCAGGAUCCAGCCUCUGUCUGAGGCCCUGGACGACCUCUACAAGGAGUUCAACGCCCUCAAAGCUCACCUGGGCGACUUGACCGAGAAGUUCGCCGCCAUAGAAACUUUCAUCGACGAGGUUAAGGCCGGCCAAGCCAGCAACGCCAACGCCGCUCCGGCUGCGGCUCCAGCCGCCGUCCCCAGACAGCCUGGGAGGAGGGUGAUGAAGAAGAAGGCCACCACUUCCUCCACUGCCCAAAGUGGCCAGUGAUGCGCUUCUCCCAUCCUCUGCUUCUGCUCGUGGCUGUUCAUCGUAUCCAACAGUGCUGGCACUCUGAAGCUAAUCUAUUUUAUAAUUUCACAUUUUUUGGGCGUUCUCAAUUUAAAACACAAAAAUUGAAAUACUAUAAUGUUAGAUUUCAAAUCACAGAUGGUGCUGAAAUGAAAAGAUGUCCUGAGCUGACUGAGCUGCUCUCGGUGAGUUGUCAGGGUGUUUUUGGUAUUUUGUAGAAAAGAAAUUUUCACAUAAAUAUUCUUUUACUUUUACACAGUUCUAUUUGAUGUAAUUGGUGGAAACAGAAUAUAAAAUCUGCACUUGUUUCAGUGAUUUUUACAGUGUGACCUCUGAGAACGUCGUAUCUCAGCAAAACUCUUUUCUUAUUUCUGUUUUGUUUGCCUGCUGUGUUCAGUCACAGCUGCUGAAUGAGCUGGUAACUUGUUGUGUUUGUCCUGAAAGCUUUUGGGCAAACAUGCUCGUUGGUUUGGGUUUGCCGCUGCUUUGUAUGAGCUCCAAAUAAACUCACUUAUUGCAUUCA